Molecule: messenger RNA, 2348 nt
Organism: Pocillopora verrucosa
Lineage: Eukaryota; Metazoa; Cnidaria; Anthozoa; Scleractinia; Pocilloporidae
Product: alpha-(1,3)-fucosyltransferase 11-like
Cellular component (GO): membrane
Molecular function (GO): alpha-(1->3)-fucosyltransferase activity
Source: RefSeq, a predicted model, not a curated record
CGUGCGCAUUUAGGCGAGUGUUCACGACACAUGUAUCUUUUAUCGAUUCUUACUGGUCCUGUGUUAAUCGUGAUUUGUUCGAAACAAUUGAGGACGUCAAAUGUUACAAGUAUUCUUUAUAAUUAAUGGGAUAAUAGUGGCCGUAAUCACAUAAACUCCCGAGCUACGAUGACAUAAAUAGCUCCCAGCAAGGGGUACAAGAACAAUAACAAAGGAGUAGUCGACUCAAACAUGGUUUAAAAUGGCAGGGAAAUCUUUUGCUUUAACGUUUCUACUUUUCCUUUCUAUCUUAAUGGUGCUAUUAUGGAAAUUUGAAACAAAUUUCUUCGGCCCAAAAGGUAGUUCGCUGGUUGUGUAUAUCAACUCCAUAAGAUCAACGAAAGAGACUGCCAAGCGGGAAAUAUCUACGCUCAUGGACUCGAAUCUAAAGACCAACGAAAAUCGUUCUUACACAAUUCACCACAAAAAACUGCAAUGGCUCAUCGUUUACUGGUCGACAUAUUUUCAAGUUAAGCUAGAUUUACAUCUCUCUUGGAAGCAGGGAGACUGCCCUGUGGCCUGCGAGGUGUCAAGUGAUCAUUCACGAGCGAAUGAGGCAGACGCCUUUGUAGUCCAUGCGCGAGAUUCGCACAUGAUACCUCCAAAUAAAUCCGUACCGUGGAUCCUUCAAACACAAGAAAACCCUGUGUACACUCCCUCUCUAACCAAUCCCAAUUUUAUGUCAAAAUUUAAUCUGUUGCAAAGUUAUCGCCUGGACUCGGACUUCCCCGAUCCAACUUUUAGAAAGCCAAAUGUGACACCACCAGUUCCCUUUAAAGACAAAGAUGGACUCAUUCUAGCCGUAUUUUCCAACUGUGAACCCGUGCGGACGGAAUACAUGAGACAGUUGAUGAAGUUUGUGCAGGUUGACUCGUAUGGAGCCUGUCUAAGGAACAAACAAGGUCUAGUCAACAGAUAUGGUUCAGAGAACGGGAAAGAAUUCCGAGAAGUCAAAACCGACCUAGCCAGAAGAUACAAGUUCUCUUUGGUGUUUUUCAAUCAGGAUUGUGAUUACUUCGUGGACGCACAACUAAGUCAUGCUCUGAAUGCAGGCUCAGUUCCCGUGGUAAUGAGCACAGACAAACUUGACGAGUUCCUGCCAGGAAAUCUCAAACGCUCCGUCAUAAGAGUUCGUGAUUUCAAAAGUCCACAGCAACUGGCGGAGUAUCUAAAAUACCUUGGUAACACUGAGGCAGAAUACAACAAAUUCUUAGAGUGGAAAUGGAGAGGUUUUGGAAAUAUCACUGACACUGUUAUUGGAAACUUUUGGUUUCCGAAAUAUCCACUUUAUUGUCAAAUUUGCGUAGCUCUUUCAGAGCGCCGAGUACACAAGAAUGGCCUCAAGCCAAUUCCGUGCAAGUCAAGAACUUUUAACGACUGGGGAAUAAAUUGAGAAAUCUAGUUUGCUCUAUUUUUUAGAGACCUUACAAAAUAUUUGUUGGGUAUUUUUUUACCAUCCCAGUUAAUUCGAAAGUUUUGCUUUGACUUUCUCGAACAUCAUCCACAUUUGUACAGCAACAUUGUUACGCGCGAUUGAACCAUUUUUUUUUUUGGACGAACUAUCAAAAUUACUAAUACAGUGUCGUUUGAACCGGCUGACAACAAAGGUGUUACAUUUCAGCCAACCAUCCCCAGCGGUUCCACCUCGCUCUUUAACCCUUUACGCCCUAAAAUCAGUAUGCAUAUUCUCCAUACUGCUCUUAAUACAUUUCCUAAGGUGCUGACCAGGAGAAUUUGUUUACCAAUCAAAAGCUUAUUUCGUUGGUGAUCAUUUCCUUUAUUCUCAUAACCAUAACGUGUGAUUCAGGGGUGAUAUUGUGGGGAGAAAUUUGAUGCUAGUCACUCUUAUGGUUUAGAUGGUUAAAGGUUGAAACUACAUGUAUGGUACGACGUUGCUCUUUUGAUUUAUUUCCGAGAAAAACUAUUUACAUUGACUACAAGUCAAGUCAAGUGAUCGCCAUGCAUGUGUUUACGACUGUGAGCAGAAUCUUAGUAACACAGUAAAAUCAACGCCUCCACAUCGCACUUAUUAAAUAUGUAAGGAUUUUAAAGUGAGAUUGUGUAGGAGGGUGAAUGAAAAAUUAAAGAGCUUUAACGCUGCCAUUAAUCACGUUACGGAAUUCUCGAAAGACGGGUGCGCUUUUCCAGGGGAUAUAAGAUCUAGUGAGCCUGAAUUGCGAGUACAAGAUAUCAUUAUCCGUACCAUUUCGCUUCUCUUUUUUAUUUAUUGUUGUACGUGACAAAGGUUUUUACUUCAAAAUCUACCAAGUUAUGCAAUGAAAAAUGUUUAAUCGAGCAGCCUUAAGGUU